AUGGGCUGCUGUGGUGAACGGGAGAAAUAUGGCAAUCUCAAUGCCGAACAGAAAUGGGAAUACAUUAAUCUCGACGAUUUCAAAUCAACCUCGUGCUGGACACCCUUCGCCUAUGGCUAUCUCCUGGUCAUGCUGAUCGUCUCCCUCUCCGUCUACGCCGUCGACACCUUUACAGCCAUCAAUCUCCUCGCCUUUGACCGAUGGGCCGGUCAGAUCAAGCCAGAAAUUCCCUUACAUAUUUCCCGAUGGAUAUUCGCUGGAUGUAUCAUCCUAUCGUUCGUCCUACUCGUCUACCGAUGGAUUCGUGCUGUUAGGGUCAUGCGUCAGGGUGGAGUUGCUAAAAGUUACCUCGACCCCCUCGCCGUGCGUGUACAGUCAAUUCGAUGGGGACAAGGAAGAGGUUGGAAACGUUUCUUGGUUUUCGCCGAGUUAACCAAAAGCAGGAAAGGUGCCGACUACGUUGCGCUCUUCACCUACUUUUCAUUCGAAGCAUGGCUCCGAAUUGUGUUUGCUGAAGGGCCCCGGCAAGUCGUCAAUGCAAUCACUCUAUAUUCAGUCAUGAAGUUGAAGUUGAUCCCGGAAGGCGACCAUGCUGCCACAGAUGGCCACUCGCCAGUGGUCCAGUUUUUUGUCAACAUUGGAAUACUGGCAGACGAAAACCACCUCCAAGCGGUCAUCCUUUUCGGCAUGCUUUGGACUCUGUUCAUUUGGGUCAUCUCAAUGCUUAGUCUGAUCAUUUCAAUCAUUUUAUACCUCCUUUUCCUCUGGCAUCACAUCCCCACAGAUGAUGGAGGCUUGACCGGUUACUGCCGCAACAAGAUCAAUCGAAGGAUGGAAAGAAUUGUCAAGGUCAAAGUAGACAAAGCAUUGCGGAAAGAAAACGAACUUCGCGCGCGUCAGGAGGCAAUGGCUGCUCGUCAAGGAUUGGAUUUCAAAAAGCAGCCAACCUUACCCAAUAUCAGCACUUCCGAAGUCGACUCUCUGUCUGGGUUAUCUCGACAAACGACCAUGACAACUCUGCCUGAAUACUCGUCUCGGCCUGGGACAGGUAGCAACAGCAGUGAAUCGAUACCGACGUUGCCUGACAUCGCUACACGUCCACUUAUCCCCGCACGAACUGUCACGCACGGGUCUGCCGCAUCGUGGUCUAGCUAUAGCUCCAAUGCUCCGUUGAUGGGCUCCGCAGGAGAGAUGGGCCAGAUGCCUGAUCGAGCACAAACACCAGGUGCAGACGUAACGAGUCCGUGGUACAGUAAACCACUACCUAACCGAAGCAUGACUGGUCUUUCCCAACUCUCACAACGAUCCUUGAGCGCCACCGUCCCACGGCCAGGUACAGCACAGGGAGAUAGAAACGGGCCUGGAUCCUAUCAAAUGGACUCGCUUCCGCGUCCUGGAACAAGCAUGUCGAAUGCUCCACGGCCGAGAUAUCCAUCCGACAACAGCAGUGCCCUGCCUUACCCAGAAGAUCGAAGUUCAGCCUCGUCAGUGAAGCCACCUUCCUGGUCUGGACCGAAUGUGGAUGUUGCAGCUGAUAGCAUGGGUCGUCGUACACCGGCAGCCGCAAUCGGUCCGCCUUUCCCAGGUAUCCCCGAAGGAAGAGGUCGAAACUCUCCAUUACCUGGUCCACAAUUUCGAGCACAGACUCCUGUUCGAGGGCCUCCAGAAAGGUCAUACACGCCGAAUGGUAUUGGUCCAAUCCGAUCAAUGACACCGACUGGGGUUCCGACUUUACCUCGACUGCAGAGCCCGGCACCUGGAGGAUAUGCGCCUUAUUCGGCCGAACCGCGGUCUAUGACACCCCUAUCUUCAACUUCUGCCAGUGCUGGUGUGCGCAGCGCCACCGAGCCAACCAGAACAUAUACUCCCUUUGGACAGCCAGGUCUUCCUGGUGCCCCGUCACCAUAUCCGCGAGAUAGGCAACCGCCACAGAGACAGGGUAGUGGUGUUGAUGAGAUUCUGGAUCAUUACUGA
Messenger RNA from Capronia epimyces CBS 606.96, 1974 nucleotides. RefSeq lists its product as uncharacterized. The transcript has 2 exons. NCBI's taxonomy places the organism in Eukaryota, Fungi, Ascomycota, Eurotiomycetes, Chaetothyriales, Herpotrichiellaceae. The coding region runs from base 1 to 1974 and encodes 657 amino acids. Gene Ontology annotation, biological process: potassium ion transmembrane transport. Gene Ontology annotation, cellular component: plasma membrane. Gene Ontology annotation, molecular function: potassium ion transmembrane transporter activity. The record is from RefSeq and is a predicted model, not a curated record.